AUGGGAGCCAAUCAGCUUCUAGCUUCAGCUUGUUCAAUUAAGCUUUGGCAAUAAAACCUGGAAGCUGAUUGGUUACUCUGCAGAACCGCGCCAGAUUUUGUGUGCAGCAGUUUGAUUAAAUUUCUCCCUCCAUAUAAAAUAUUUCCCCCCCUGGCGGUAUUCCCGAGUGUAGCUCGGGGUAAAGUUUCAGCACCACAAGCGGUAACCCCGAGCUACACUCGGGCUUACCAUGCGGUGCUUUUCCGGGAUCCCCUCGAUCACUUACCUUGUCCUGCGCUCCCGUGAUGUCCCCUCUGCAGUGUCCCCGGCAAUGUCCUCCGGCGGAUGCCGGCAUGUGUCAUCUGGGUUCCGUCCCCUGCGAGCGUCGGGACAUACGGGGGACGGAGCGGAGGGAAAUUUGAAAAUUACAAAAAGUGACAAUCACUAAAAUCACUAA
Molecule: messenger RNA, 436 nt
Organism: Staurois parvus
Lineage: Eukaryota; Metazoa; Chordata; Amphibia; Anura; Ranidae
Source: the annotation of a GenBank genome assembly